Messenger RNA from Paramuricea clavata, 3401 nucleotides. Lineage: Eukaryota; Metazoa; Cnidaria; Anthozoa; Malacalcyonacea; Plexauridae. The record is from the annotation of a GenBank genome assembly.
CGAUCUUGUUUAAACAGGUACACUUAAAUACAUCGCUGACAACCGUGAAACCCUGAAUAUUGGUGAAAGGAAUGCGGCUGCUCUGAUGAAACCAGUUUUCAAAUGUCUUGCUUUUAUGCACGAGAAAGGAUAUGUCCACGGUGACUUAAAACGUAAGUUUUCGCACACUGAUCUUUUGUCGAUUUCAUUAAAGAAAGAAAAAGUGAGGUAUCUUACCAAACUGUUGGAACAAUUUAUCUAGAAGUUAGCAAACUAUCUUCUCUUUAUUCUUCGGGUUCCAUACAGAUUUUCAAUUAAGAAAAUUCCAAAAUUUAAAAUCAACUGAACUGCAAUUUAACCUUCUAUGUUUCACCGGUAUGAACUUGGGCAUGGAAACAAUCUUAUGCAAAAUGCAACGCUCAAAAUAAUUGUAAGGAAAUAAACAUAUCCACGUCCAUUGUGCUUUUUAUGCGUUUUGGGGCCGUGAGUUUCAAGUGAGGACUAUAUAUUUAAUUACAUGUAGAUGCAUGUGUGUUCAAUUAUUUAGUAAUUAUAUUGAUAAUUAUUUCUGUAGCUGACAACAUCUUAUAUGGUGAUAACGACGUAAAAGUCGGUGAUUUUGGAUUGGCUGUGGAUCGUAGUGAAACCUUAAAUAUCGGCUUUUGUGGUACAGUCACUUACAUGCCCAAGGAGUUAUUUUGUGGUCAUGGGGAAUAUCGACCAAGUGUUGAUAUUUAUGAAGCUGCUGGUGUCUUGAGUUAUUUGCUGACAGGUUCCCCUCCGUGGGCAGGAUAUCAAUGGGAUACUGUUAUAUUCAAGGUUAGAAGAGGAAUGAUUUAAUUCAUCCUCUAUAGAUCAAUAUUAAGUAUUAUUAUAUACGAACACACUUUGGGUAAUUGUAAACGAAAAAAGGUAAACUAAAAUGCGACGGCAAUUUAUCUUUACUUGCCAACGGCGGUUUUGCAACGAAACAAUAUUUUGAAAUCUGUUUUGAUAGGUUGGCUCUGGGGAAAUUCCAGAAGUACCAAAUAAUUGCUCUGAAGAAAUGAAGAACUUACUGAAACGUAUGUUCAAUCCUGAUAGCGAGAAACGACCAACGGCAAAGGAACUGCUGCAAGAUCCGAUAUUUUCGGACACUCCAGGUAACUUGGUAAAUUUUGAAACCAAACAACAGUCCUCACAAUUAAAUAAAAUUUAUCGUAGACAAAACAUUGCCGUCGAUAUUUUACAAUUCGGCGGCAUUUUUCCGAAAAUGAUAAUUUGAAAAUGCGUAUAAUUAAAAGCUAAAAAUGGAUUUUUGAAUUUUGAAAACUGAUCUAUAAUAUUGAUCUGUUGUAGAAUUAUAUGAAAUUAAUUUCUUUUUAAUGUCUUUGAUAGAUUACUUUGUAGCGUAUAUAGUAAGUGAUAUGUCUUUGAUAACCAUUGGCAAACAAUUGCCGCGGAUAAUUUAAUAUCGAACGGCAAUUGCCGUUACAUCAAGCAGUGCAUGGUGGAAUCUAGACAAUUAGGACACGGUCGCCAUACUGUGGCUUAUUAUACAAAGCAAUAAAGAUUUGGUUCGUUUAACCAAGGAAAUUUUUGUUCAUUCGUAAUCGUAAGAUAACGCAAAGAAAGCACAAAUACGGCUGACGCGAGUUCCUCUGUAAGCUGCGGACAUGUAUGACUGCCUUACAUCGCAUAUGUUAGAAUUCUUUACUCAAACAUCUUUUGUAAAUUUUGACAGAGUCAGUUUUAGACGAGGUAUUGCUAGGAGUACUGGUGGACACCCAGCUACUUCGGAAUUAUUUUGGCGUUUGCACCAAUGACGCUUGAUGGUGACGAUGACGAACCAGACCCAGCACAGUAAGUUUGGAACACUUUCUAUCGAUGCUUCACUGUUACUGCAAGAGAUGGUAAUGCGUACAAUUUCGUCUUUCUCUAAAAACUAACCGUAAAGCCUCGAUCAAACGAGAGUUCACGUAUUAUUCACGUACUGUUCACGUAUUGAGAGUUCACGUAUUGUUGUCACGAAUUGUUACGCGGGACAUUGCAAGCAUUAGAUUAACAAGAUACAAUAAAUAAAAAUUUAAUAUACUGUAGUAAGUGUUUUAAUUACGUUUUAACUUAAAUAAAAUACAUGACAGUGUUGAGAUUAAGAACAGCCGACCAACGUCACGUGACUGCCAACUCUCAUGCACUCUUAUCCUCGUUUCAUCCGGACUUAAGACAUUUUAAACUGAAUACAGCUAAUUCAAGAAAGGUUGUCCUUUGCAAACCUUAAAGUCUAAACCUUAAACCUUAAGUCUAAGCACGCAAAGCUUAAUGGGAGCACAAGUUUCAAGCUUAGUAGUUAAAAUAUUGCAGCUAUUUGUGAAUGAAUUGUUCUCGUAAGGAGAUAUUUACCAUGUCUCUGAGAAAUAGCCCUAUAUUAUGAUUUCUAAACUGAGUAAAUAAUGCUCUCAUUAUUCUUUGCAUGCUUAGAGUUUAAGGUUUGCAAAGGACAACCUUUUACGAAUUAGCUAUAGUAUAUUUACUUGGAGACCUUUGUCCAUUGCAUUUUAAAACCAGAUAAGGUUUUCCAUUCAGCUCCAAUGACAAAUACAAACUAUCCAUCGUCGCAUCAAAGUCGCCAAGUUCACAUACUGUAUAUUUUUUUGCAGCCCUUUGUGAUUCCUCAAGGAAAACAGAACAAAACAGAGUCUUCAUUAACAAAUACGGAAAACAUUAAAUUAACACUCUAACAAGACAUAAAGAAAUGAUGAAGGACGUGGUUCGGUAGAUAAUAGUCAUCAUACUAUUAAACAGCUAGUCAUGCAUUAGUACUAACAGUACUUGUGGUACUAUUUGUUAUUACAAUAUAGUAACUCAUCAUCAUGUAUAAAUAUCAAAUUAAUAGGUACACUUAAAUUUCGUAGUAAUGCAUGGCACAUAGUCAGUGAGAGUCUUCAUUAAUUUUCACACAAUCAUUAGAUUUUUAGCACGUAACGCUCUUAGAGCAAAGUCAGUCAAUUUUAAUAAUAUUUUAUCGGUAGUUCUUAGAGCAAACGUCGAUAUAGAUUUAAUAUUUUAACUUAACUAAUUGUUUAAAUUAGUGGCAAGGAUAGGCAGUAGACAAUGGGCGGAACCCGCAGCAAUUGUUCCAAAUCCAAUGAGAAAGUGUCGAAGGGGGCAUGGGACUAGGAAACAACAUUCCCAAGAUCCAUAUACGUCAACAGCUCUAAUUUGAAUGCUAACCACCUAUCAAAUAGUGGCCUAUUGAGAGGCGCAAAUUUUCAGCCCUUGUUCAUGCCAACAAACACAUUAGUUGAACCCUCCCUGCAUGGCCACCGAUCAGUUUAUGCCGAUCUUGCCACUGGUUUGAAUUGUAUUUACAGUAAUUUUCAUAUAAUGUAUAAGAUUUGUUUGAAUAUAAAUAUAGAACUUUCUUCUAAAGAAAGAAAAAU